GCUUCUAUAAGUGUAGAAUUCUGUGAUCUAUGGUCAACGCUCAGAAACAUUGCCAAGUUCACACAUACCAGUAGCCUACCUCUCUAACACAGUGUUCAGAGGAUAUGAUCUUCUAAUAAUAAAUGACUAACAAGUUAAAAAAAUAAAACAAAUACAUAUUUAAAAUGAAUCCACACAGAUCUCACAAUCUCUUUCAGGCAUCUUGAAAUAAUUAUUAUUAUUUCGGUUCGAAAAUAAAAAAUACUUUAUCCUCAAUCCACAUGAGAAGUCCUGGCUAACUGGCUGAACCGGAAACGAACGUCGUUCAUAGCAACAUCUUAAACAAAAUGGCGAGCGCCGAAGACGCAGCGGAGAAGCCUAAGAGCAAAAAGAUAUUUAUAAACCACCUGGAUAGCUUCCAGGGCAAAAACAUCGGAAAGUUCCUGUCUCGGUGUGUUGUUGGUGCAAGCCUUGAGGAAGCAGAGGAAGAUGAAGACAACCAGUCAGUUAGCAGCUCCAUCAUGGAGAAAAGCAGAGAGGGAUGUUAUGAAAUUGUUGGAACUGUCAAGGACAGGGAAAAACAAAAGCCAGACUUUGCUAAGGAACUGAUCCUUUUUGAGAACAAGGAUCAACUGUAUGAGUAUCUGGUAGAGUGUGAUAUUAUCAUCUAUGACAUCACCGAAGAUCCAGAUCAGAUUGAUGAAGCUGUUUGGGCUGUGUCAGAAAUGCACUCAGACCUUGAGAAAAUCGAUAAAUCAAAGAUGUUUAUCUUAAUCUCCUCCUGCAUGACAUGGGCAAAGAGUAAACCUUUGGACCCUGAUGAUCCCGAAAUUCCUUUCACGGAAGAUGAUUAUCGCAGACGCAAGCCUCACCCAAACUUCAAGGAACAUAUCAGUGCUGAGAAAACUGUUAUCAAGCUGGGAAAAACGAAUAAGGCCAAACUUGUGACUUAUGUCAUUUGCUCUGGUUUGACAUACGGAGCUGAGGAAAACAUCUUUCACUAUUUGUUCAAGUCUGCCUGGCACAAUGCCCCACAGCUGCAGUGCUUUGGUGAUGGGACAAACAUUGUUCCUACCAUCCACAUCAAAGAUCUUGCUGCUGUCAUUCAGAAUGUGGCGGAUGCGAGACCAAAAGUGAGGUACAUAAUUGCCAAAGAUGAUGCUCAGAACACACUGGAGGAGAUUGUUAGGGUUGUCAGUCAGAACUUGGGCUCAGGCAAAUUGAAGCAAAUCACAAAAGAGGAGGCUCUUCUUAGCAAAGACAUUGAGCAAGCUGACUUUGAUAUGCUGCUGGUGAACCUGCGAAUGGAUUCAGUAUUUGUGAAGGAAAACAUGCACAUCAGCUGGGUAUCUGAAGCAGGCAUCAUUGACAACAUUAUUCCAAUCAUCAAGGAGUACAAAGAUUCUAGAAGCCUUCAGCCCCUCCGAGCAGUGAUCCUAGGUCCCCCCGCCUCAGGGAAGACCACGGUGACGAAGCAGUUGUGUGAAUUCUACAAACUUCAUCACAUCCUGAUCAAGGAGGUCAUUGACGAGGAGUUGGAGGGCUUGCAAGCAAAGACACGCCGUUCCGAUGAGGAGGACACAGAGGAGGAGGAGGACAGCGGAGCCCAGGAGGCCCAGGAACUCCUGGACCAGAUCAAUGAGAGCAAAGAAAACAACGGAGGUCGCAUCGAGGACCAGUUCAUCAUCCGCUUCUUGCGGGACCGUCUCAAGGCCAUGCCGUGCCAGAAUCAGGGGUUUAUCUUGGACGGAUACCCCAAGACCCUCUCCCAAGCAAAGGAAUUGUUUGCUAAUGAAGAAGAUGAGGAAGAGGCGGCAGAAGGACAGGCUAGCUUCGAUAAAACCAUCAUGCCAGAAUUUGUCAUCAACCUGGAGGCCGUGGAUGACUUCCUGAAGCAGCGUGUGAUGAACCUGCCGGAGUCGGUGGUGACCAACACACACAACACGGAGAAAGAGCUGCUGCGUCGGCUCACAGACUACAGGAACACCAACACAGAGGAUGAUACAGUGCUCAACUACUUUGAUGAGCUUGAGUUCCAUCCAGAGAAAAUAGAUGUGGCAAAGGACAACUCAGAGAUGAUGAAAGAUACUGCUGAGAAGAUCAAGAAAAUUUUUGGAAGCCCCAGAAACUAUGGACCCACCCCAGAAGAAUUGGAAGAGAUGAGAAGGCUGGAAGAAGAAGCAAGAGUGAAAAGGGAAGCAGAGGAAAAGGCUGAGAAGGAAAGGAAGGAGGCAGAGGAACUUCAGGAGAGGAGGAGACGACAGGAAGAAUGGUCUCAACGUCUAAAUGAAGUGAAGAGAGAAGAAUAUGAAUUGCUGGAAGCACAGUCUAUCCCUCUGAGGAACUAUUUGAUGAAACAUGUGAUGCCCACACUGACACAGGGUCUCAUUGACUGCUGCAAGUCCAGACCAGAGGACCCAAUUGACUAUUUGGCGGAGUUUUUGUUCCAGCACAACCCCCAGAUAGACUGAAAACUUCCAAGCUUGAGCAAAGUGAAUUUUGGUUUUCAUUGCACUUUCUCUCUUUGCUAACAAUUUAGUAGAGGAUAUUAUUUUAUGUCUUUAUCAAGAUUACAAUGACAGAUCUUAUAGCUGUGAGUAUGUUUGCUAUGUUUGAACUUAAUUAUGAUUUUAUGUGGGAUCGCAAAUUUUGAAAUUAUUUUGAAUUUCUUUCAAAAACAAUAUUGAAUGAGAGAAGUCUGGAAUUUUAACAUGUGUACAUGAACUCAAGUUAUGGUAAUGUUUGUGUCUUGAUACUUCUUUAUUCUGUGUACAUUGUAUAUCGCUUGUUAUCUUUUUCCAAAGAAGUUCUGUGAUAACUAAAACAGAAAAGUAUUUUGAUAUAAACCUAUACUAAUGUUUGUAAACAGGACUUAAUGUAACUUUUGGUAUGUUCAACCCAAGAUCAAUUUGUACAGAAUUAAAAUACAAAACAAGGUAGGCCUACUCAAAAGUUAACUUAUUAAGAGCAUGAAAAAAUACGCCUUUACCCUUUAGCUCUUUUUAGUUUGCAUGUUUCAGAGAAAUUGAUUAGCACAUGCUGUUUUUCAAGCUGUACAUCUUGUGAAAUAUCAGUUUUAAAAUGCAAUAAAAUAAAAAAUGAAUUUUUG
Aplysia californica (California sea hare) is the source of this 3088-nucleotide messenger RNA. Its product is annotated as adenylate kinase 7. The transcript is spliced from 17 exons. Gene Ontology annotation, molecular function: ATP binding; AMP kinase activity. The record is from RefSeq and is a predicted model, not a curated record. Gene Ontology annotation, cellular component: cytoplasm. Gene Ontology annotation, biological process: nucleobase-containing compound metabolic process. NCBI's taxonomy places the organism in Eukaryota, Metazoa, Mollusca, Gastropoda, Aplysiida, Aplysiidae. The coding region runs from base 327 to 2450 and encodes 707 amino acids.